Messenger RNA from Stylophora pistillata, 3211 nucleotides. RefSeq lists its product as uncharacterized. The record is from RefSeq and is a predicted model, not a curated record. NCBI's taxonomy places the organism in Eukaryota, Metazoa, Cnidaria, Anthozoa, Scleractinia, Pocilloporidae.
UCCUCGGGUUUUUUUCAAGACGAGCUAUAGACGACUCUAAGCCCAAACGCAACGCGGGCAAGGUAUUCGAUUCAUUAUUACCCUUUUCCCGCCCUAGCCCUGUUCACCUGAGGAAUAUUUGAUCGUCACGGUUGUGAGGCUGUGAACAAAGGCGCCAUAUUUGAAGAAGUGUGUAAACUAAUGACGGCGCUUGGCUAUUCAAAUGAUUUCGAUAACGAUAAUCUUCCCUGUAGCAGAGCAGCAGGUUGUUUGAAUAGAAAAUGUCCCGAAGUGUUGUUUCCCCAGCCCAGGCACCAAUCGAAGUCCAGGAUGACAGCGUCGCGACCACAUUAAAAGUGAUCAUGGAUGUUUUGAAGUCCCAUGAAGGUUCUAUAAAAGAAUUACGAAAUUUCUUGACUUCCCAUGGAAAGAAUGCAGCAGUUGUACCACCACUUUUAAAUAUAUAUGACAUGAAUGAAGAGGAGGAGCCAGUGAAAGAUUUACAUACAGAUGACAUACCAGAUAACCAAUCAGAAGCCUCAUCAAUUAUGUCAAGCCGAACUGAGUAUCAUGAGCUGCCAACAAGAUCCACUUUAAUUAACAGUACUGGAGUAUCUAGUGCUGGUAAUGGACUGCUGACACUUUCUGAUCUGAGUCAUCAAAGAACCGCAGCCACCAGUCCAAGUGGUCUCACAAGUACCCCAGCAAAGCCCUACUCCUUUCCACAACAUAGGCCUCCUGCAACAACCUCCUUCUUUGAACAGACACCAAAACUGGACCUUUCAGUUUCUACUGUGCAUGGAGAUGAACACCAAGGUAAAAUCAGUUUAACUUCCAGUCAGCCAUAUGGUCUACAUAUGCCACCUGUGAAGUUACACAAGGGCUCUGAACUGCCCAAAUACAGUCCAUCACCGAGUUCCAGUCAUUCCGUUGUUGCGUUGAGCACAAAGAUUCAGUUGCUGGAGAAUCAAGUGUCGGAAUGGGGCGAUAUCAUUGAUGAAAUGUCAGACCGCAUGGCCAACCAACCCUCCCUUAUUAGGAAGUUUGCGAAGGAAAGUACAACAGACAAAGUCAGUUACCGCCAACACACUGAUGACUUGGGGGAGCUUGAAAGAAAACUCGCCAAAAGAAUCGACGAUAAGUUUGCAAGUCUUGAUCGAAAAAUUAUCGAGCUGUAUGAUGACUUGAUGAGCCAGGUAUCCCAUACAUCAGCUUCAAAAGUUCUGGACGAGAAGAAGACAGGAAAACAAGAUUCCAUCGGGAAACUUUAUUCAAACGUGGAUUCACUCUCAGAACAGUUCGCAGAACAAAAUGAAAAAGUUAAACACAUAGCAAAAGGAAUGUCAGAACUAGAUGACAAAGUAACUCACCUUAAACAGGACAUGUCGCUCUACAGACGUCAGGUGGACAACAAACGAGGCGACGAUGAGCUGGUGUCCUUGGUCGCAGAGCAGCUUAUCAAGAAUGAGGACCUUACUGGCUGGAAAAUGGCGCUGAAGGAGAUCCACGCAGCUCUUAAUAAACAGUCUGAAAUCAACACAUCAGUGCAUCAUUCAUAUGCAACUCUAGACAAGCGGACAGAGGCUAUCAGUCAAAAAGUCCAACUUCAUGGAAGGUGGCGCUGGAGCGGCGUGUCAAAUUUGUACCCCAAGGCACAUUCGUGUGUUGCAGAUCAACAUACAGACGAUAUAAGCUUUAAUUCUCAAAUACACAACACUGAAUCACGGAGCCUGGUUUGGGAGAAAGGCAAACCCUAUGUGGUAGUAACGACAGGAGGCUGUUACUGGCUUUCAGUUGGUGCUUUCUCCAAGAAAACGACAACACCACCCUCCUUACAAGUCACUAUUGAUGAAGAACCCGUCCCUCUGUUUAACAGUUCUGGUAAAUCACCAAGUAAUCACAGAAUAAGUGUCAUUUCUUCAGCUCCAAAAUACCAACCUCCCGCGGCUAGAUUAAAAGGAGAAGGAACCGGAUCGUGGAGACCAGGUUCCAGUCUUACCGGCGCAGUAUUAAUUCCCGCACAUAGUAGAAUAAGCAUCAGCCCAACAAGCACCGCACCAGGGACACGGUUGAGUGUGGAGGGAUACCUGGAGUUGUUCAAGAUGUACUAAAGAUACAAGAUUUACUGAUCCUACAAACUAGAGGCAAUUUUUUUUUUCACUAAAAGAACUACGUGGCUAUACUUCGAUUCAUUUUGAGUCAUACAAAUUAAAUCGUCUUUAAUUACAUAGAAAUUGUAAAAAAGUCGUCAUAUAGGGUAGGUAAACAAGAGUGAAGAGUGGACAGAACUAGAACGAAGAUGGGUUGGGAUGGAUGAUGACGUAGCUUUACAGAAGCGCACGCUCUGAUUGGCUAAAAUGCUCGAUUCAUUUGCCCGUGGGUUGCAUGCUGACGUCAGUUUGUUUUGCUUUUUUCUUUUUCUACACGAAACGAAGCUGUUUGAAAAUCUAAGUGUUAUAAAAGAAAUGAUUAGUGUGCAACCAUCGAGUUAUGGAUGCACUUUGGAGGUUUGCCAAGCACUGGAGUCGCAUUCGGCUAUCGCCUCGUCAAGGGAAGGUCCUGUCCCAAACAGCUUCUAUGUUUUAUUGUAGACAACUCGCUAAAUAAUUUGCGUUUGCUGGGUUAGUACCCAGUGUUGCAAACGAUGGUGCAAACUAAUUUAAAUUCUUCUGGAAUGCUAAACACAAGAGAAAGCACAUCUCGAACCCUUCCACUCGCAAAGGGAAUCCAUCAGGAUUGCAUUCACAUCGUUAAAGACAAGCUGUUUUAGUUCGGCUAAACAUGACGAAUGGAAAUUACUCUUGGGUUGGACAAACUGCUCUGAACAAGUCAAAACAGAGAAACGGUACCUUUCAUUACGCGUGCUCUUGCAUUCAGCUAUCGCCGAGGAUCGCACCGAGGUAGCACCUGAUAUUAAUUAUUAUGCCUUAGACUCACAAUGGAAACUCUGAUUGGUCGAGAGCAUAUAGUCAUCAUACAAUAGCGUGUGGAGUUGACAUGAUAACCCAGUAUUGGGUUAUUAAGUUGAGUUCGAAGUCGACCUAGUUUCUAAGCCCCUUGUCCGUGUAUUGUUCUCAAACUUUUGCAAACUCAGAGGUCUUCUUUUGCAAUUUUUUUUUUUUUAAUGUAUGAUAAAGCAGUUAUUGAAUUCGGUUUGCGCAUGAUAUUAUGAAUUAGUAUAUACUAAAACAGUGGAUAGCGUUGAAGGCGCGCUCUGAUUGGCUAAUCAAAC